AUGUCUCGUAUAUCUGCCGAAUUAGCCAAUAGUGCGCACAACGACUCGGUCAAUGGCUCAACAUCGAUAAUUACCAUGCAUGCAGCAAUCCGCAGCGCCAUGAAAUCUCCACGAAUAUCCAAACCACCGCGCGUCGCAGUUAUUGGCGCUGGUGUCGCUGGCCUACGCGCUUCCGAUGUCCUCGCCCGUAGCGGGUGCAAAGUCACGCUGUACGAAGCCCGCUCCCGUGUCGGCGGCCGCGUCCAUCAGCUCUCAUGUGGCGGGCACACGGUGGACAUGGGCCCCAACUGGAUCCACGGCACCGAGGGGAAUCCGAUCAUGACUAUGGCUAAAGCUACACACAGCGUGGUCACCGCGCCCGACGAGGCUGGCGGCGCUCUGUACGACUCGAACGGCCAUCGCAGAUCCGACGACGAGGCCGUUUCCUUGUCCGAGAAGGUGUGGGAAAUGGUCGUUGACGCCUUCAAGUACAGCGACGAGAAUAGCACGUCCAUCGACCCCCAAAGGAGUCUGUUCGAGCACUUCUCCGAACAAAUUGACAAGGCCAAUCCCAAGGUGGACGCAAAGCGCAAGACCGACCUCCUCGCCGAAGCACAGAUGUGGGGUCCCUUUGUAGGCGACUCGGUCGAGACACAGUCUCUGAAGUUCUUCUUUCUGGAGGAGUGCAUCGAGGGAGAGAACGUCUUUGUCGCAAGCACGUACCGCGAUAUUCUCGCCGAAAUUGCAAAGGUUACCAAACACCCGAAUGUUGAUUUGCUUCUGAGCACAGAAGUUACGAAAGUAGAUUAUACCGGUACGUCGUCUCCGAAAGUCACAGUGACGACCGCGACCGGCCAAAAGGCCAGCUUCGACGAGGUCGUAGUGACAUGCCCUCUGGGUUGGUUGAAACGAAACUACGAAAAAGUAUUCACACCUCGACUGCCACCUCGCCUGUCUGAGGCGAUACAACAUAUCAACUACGGCCGACUGGAGAAGCUGUACGUAACAUUUCCAUCUGCUUUUUGGAUCCGUGACGCAUCCUCUGGGAAGAUGAGUACGGACAACUUCCCCCUGUUCACCCACUUUCACGAUCCAAAGUACGUCGACCACUCCAGCAACGAGGCGUGGAAUCAAUCUGUAAUGUCGCUUGCACACAUGCCUUCCGGACACGAGCACCCCACGCUGCUCUUCUACGUCUACGGCGCUAACGGCACGCACAUGGUCGAUGCGGUGGCGAACCUCGAACCUGACUCUGCGCGGUACAAUGAAGUUCUGGACUCGUUCGCGCGGCCAUAUUAUAGCCGUCUGCCGACGUACUCGUCAACAGACCCAGCUUGCACGCCCAGCUCGUUCUUGAUGACGACUUGGCAGGCUGACCGGUUCGCAGGGAACGGAAGCUACUGUAACAUGCAAAUCGGCCUGGAGAAAGGCGACGAGGAUAUCGAAGUCAUGCGUGCGGCGGGCGGACUGAAUGAGCGAGGGGUGUGGAUGGCGGGUGAACAUACUGCGCCGUUUAUCGCGCUGGGAACCACGACGGGCGCGUGGUGGAGUGGUGAAGGUGUAGCGAGACGGAUAUGUUCGGUGUAUGAUAUCCCCGUGACGAAGGAUGUAUCUAUGUACGUUGGUGCAGAUGCAGACGGCGAAGAUACCCUUGUUGGUACAAAGAAGGAACUCGAUUCGAGGAAACCAGAUGCUGCUAAUCUAAGUGGACUGGCUAUAUGA
This is a messenger RNA of Exophiala oligosperma, 1701 nucleotides long. RefSeq lists its product as uncharacterized. The transcript has a single exon. Gene Ontology annotation, molecular function: oxidoreductase activity. Bases 1 to 1701 code for a protein of 566 amino acids. Lineage: Eukaryota; Fungi; Ascomycota; Eurotiomycetes; Chaetothyriales; Herpotrichiellaceae. The record is from RefSeq and is a predicted model, not a curated record.